UGCGCGUGCGCAGAUUCUGGCGUGCCCUCCCUCCCUCCCUCGUUCCGUCCCAAAGAGAGGAGGCCCUUUGUUGGCUCUUGGCGGCCCCGCCCCUAUCCUCGCGCUUGGCCCCGCCCUGUUCCCCGGAGCCGAAGCCUCCCGGCGGGAUGCUGUUGGGGGCGCCCUCCGCCCCUCGGCGCCUCUGAGAAGCCGCGGGAGAAAAGGGAGGGAGACAUGAGCCACUUCCAGCGGGGGGUCGCGUUGCUGCUGCUGACCCUCUCCCUAGAGUAUUCAGAUGCCAAAAAGCAGUGCUGGUACUUUGAAGGGGUGUAUCCUACAUAUUAUGUAUGCCGCUCUUAUGAAGACUGCUGUGGUUCAAGGUGUUGUGUAAGGACUCUCUCUAUCCAGAGAUUAUGGUAUUUUUGGUUCCUGCUGAUGAUGGGAGUUUUGUUUUGUUGUGGGGCGGGUUUCUUUAUCCGAAGACGGAUGUAUCCUCCUCCACUGGUUGAUGAAACAACUUAUAAUGUGUCAUAUACUCGGCCACCUAACCCCAAUACAGCAGGCACACAGCAGCCAGGAAUGGCAUACUACCCGGAGCCAGAGGGAGCUGUGAUAAGCCCUAUGGCAAUGACUUACCAUGUCCAACCGAAGUUUCCACACAUGAACCCAAUUUACCCACCCCCUCCUUCGUAUUGCAACACCCCUCCUCCACCGUAUGAGCAGGCCGUGAAAUCUUCCACGUAACCUGAGGGUUGCAGGAUGUGGUGACUUGGCUAGAAAGAGACAGGAUCAGGAGCUAUGAAAUUUUUUCUUAAUGCUCCAGUAUCCUUUGCUCUCUUCCCAGUUAGUAUUAUUUGGACAAGAGUGGCAGAUUUGUCUUUUUGUAUGUGUGUGUUUUUUAAACCAAUAUUUAUAUCUGAAACAAUAUGCUUUUAAAAUUAUUUUUCAUUGUGGUCACAAUGCAUAUAUUAUGACAUUGUCGUGGCACAAAACAAUGUCCCCCAGCCUAAAUGUCCUGGAGCUCAUUCUGAAAUUUUAAAUACUAGAGGGAGACAUCAGCAAAUGUGAGUGAAGAGAAGACAGCUCAAAUAAUUUAAAUAAGUAAGAUGGGUUGUCUCUGCCAAAAAAAAAAGUUCAGAGAAAUGAGAAAGGACUGGAUGAAGAUAUCUCCAAGCAACUUUGGCAAGACAAUGUGUAAGAACAAUUUCUUUUUUGGAAUAAGACCCACCUAUAUUUCAGUAGCACAACCAUGAGAUAGAACAAGAGUGGAACAACCCCAUUCUUCUAACUCUGGCUCUAUUUUUGGUUCUGCCAGAGUUAAUUGGGGGAGCGGUGGAGACUCUUGUUGCCAGUAGUUAAAAUGACAAUAUGGUGAUAUGAAUGUAAUAACAAAUCAUUGGUUUUGUUUGGGGGAAAGUGACAGGUCCAAAUUUAACCACAGAAAAGUUGAAUUGCCUAUUUUUUAUACUACAGAGAAUUUCAGAAGUCAGAAAUGGUUUUGCUAUGGGCAGCCAUAAGCCCCUCAUUGUGUACACUGAAGGUGAAUUUUGUCUACUCUUAAGAAUGUGAGUGACAGAUGUGUAGAAUACAGGGAGCCAUGGUUUACAAGGCAGAUACAUAACAUUCAGAGAGUUUGUGGCCCAUUGAGUGUGUUUGUGAAGGUGAACCUGCACUGGCCUUGGUUUCAUGAGUAAAAUGGCCUUUAGUUUUGGCCUGGAUGAUCAGUAUUUUUUCUCCACAUUCCUUUCAGUCUUAUAUUCAUUUUUAAGACUACACCAAGCAAAACAUAAUACUUCUGGAACAUGGCCACACAGCCCGAAAGACAUACAACAACCCUCCAAAACAUUUUUAAUUAUCUCCUCAAGAUGACUUCCACCUGUCUGUUGCAUAUGAUGACUUCUUUGUUCAAAAUGAAUUUCAUAGUACAAUAGAGUUUCGCUUAUCCAACGUAAAUGGGCCGGCAGAACGUUGGAUAAGCGAAUAUGUUGGAUAAUAAGGAGAAAUUAAGGAAAAGCCUAUUAAACAUCAAAUUAGGUUAUGAUUUUACAAAUUAAGCACCAAAACAUCAUGUUAUACAAAAAAAUUGACAGAAAAGUAGUUCAAUACGCAGUAAUGCUAUGUAGUAAUUACUGUAUUUACGAAUUUGGCACCAAAAUAUCACGAUGUAUUGAAAACGUUGACUACAAAAAUGCGAUGGAUAAUCCAGAACGUUGGAUAAGCGAGACUCUACUGUAUCUGAGUUUUACCGGGCAUAAAAUAAGGGUUUGCAGGUUCUUCAAGAUAUCAAAACAGAUUAUGUAUAAAUUAAAACGUUUAAAAUCUAACAUCCACAAAUGGAGAGUCAAGACAUCAAAGAUGAAUAUAACUGUGUCCUAUUGUUUCUGUUUGUGAAAAAAAAAACCUGUUCUGUCUUUGGCAUUAGAAAGGCAUGUCUUCUCAGCUCCUCAUUCUAGUGCCAUUUCAAGGGAGGUGAGACUAUGUGUUAGAGAUGUUUCCUCUAACAUUGGAUAACAUUAUGUAACAAAAUUUGAAAAAUAUAUGUUCCUGGUUUGAAAGUGUUAUUCCUGUUUAAUUGUGUGGGAUUUACUUUGAAAGUAGUUGUUGUACUCCAGAAACUUUUUUGUAUCUGCCACAAACUAUGUUGAAUUAAUUGGUUGAGACUCAAUGAGAUACUCAUUGAAAAACUAUAGCAAAACAUGCUGCAGGAUGUCUGCAAAAACCAAUACACCUUUCCCAUGUUUUUAUGAUAGAACCAAUUAGGAAAUGACAUUCAUAACCCUGAAACACACAUUGUGUUACAUAUUGUAAUCGUUGUUUCCCCCACUGCCAGGACAUUUGUUUAUUUUCUAGCAGCCAGGCCACUAGGUAUAGUGUACAAUUGUGGAGCUUAUUUCCAAAACGUUCAAAACCUAUCUGAACAAAUUGUAUAGGAAUCUGGGAAAAGAGCUGCUGAGAAUAUGAAUUCUUCUGCUAUAAAAUGUAAUUUUCCACAAACUGUACCAAAGUGAUUUGAUACAUUUGGAUAGUAUUCGACUCCUAGCCAACAAUGUGUCACCACCUCUAACUCAUUUUUCAUUUUUUUUUUUGGAUUUGGUACCUUUUGUAAACAAACUCCACAGUUCUACUUUUCUUGACAGAAGGAAAGCUAGAUGCUGCUAGUGUGCUUCCCACACUGUAGUUAAAGGUAAAAUUGAAAAUUUCCAGAAUGUAAUAUGUAGGAUAUCUGAGGAUAUGUGAGAAAUAUUUAUCAAGUUUUAAAAAAUACCAAGCAAUGAUUGUUCAGUAUGAUGUAUAUGAUUGUCCAGUAUGAAGCCUAUACAGCAGGGGUGGAAAACUUGUGGACUUCCAGAUGUUGUUGGACUACAUCUGUCGGCAUCCCUAGCCAUGCAACUUUAGGAUAUUUGGAACUGCAGUCCAACAGGAUUUGGAGGAGUAUGGAUUACUUUCCACUGAUGUAAAGUGUUUUUUUCAGAGUGUACAGUAAAUAUUACAGUCUAGACUAGAGAUCUUCAGGUGUAAAAGUUAAUGGUCUGAAAUGAUAAGUUAGCUUCAAAUUUCAAUUGCAAUUGUACCCCAGAUAGAUUUUAUUGCUAGACAGUUCAAAAUAGCCAUUUGGCAUAUAGCCCCCUAAAUGUAUUUGAUGGUUCUAUUUACGGUGACAAUUCGUAAAAAUGAUCCUUCCCACCCUAUUACUGUUGUAUGCUCUGAAUUUUUUUUUUAUUUCCUUCACAUCUCCAACAUCAACACAGCUUCAUACCAUAUCCUGUCCUUUCUCAGGCUUUAUUCUUAUUGUGCAAACAUGCUGGCAGGACCAGAGACCUCAAAAUAUCCAUUAAUGUAGUAUGAUGAUCUAGCAACUUUCAACUUUCUGGUCUUAAGAAUAUUUAUUCUCAGUGGAAGGUCAUGUGUAAGAAGUAGAAAAUGUAAUUGUAGCAUGACUUAAAAAGACAUUUUGAGUGAAUUGAGUAUUUGAAGGAUUGGGACUAUUAAAGAAGUUCCCGUCCAAAGGCUAGACUUAGUUUAGAUCAGUGGUUCCCAACCUUUGGCCUCCAGGUGUUGUGUACUUCAGUUCCCACCAUUCCUAACAAUUGGUAAACUGUCUGAGAUUUUUGGGAGUUUAAGUCCAAAACAACUGGAGGCCCAAAGUUUGGGAACCACUGGUUUAGACUCGACAGUUGCUGAGAAUAAUAAUUUCAUUUAAUUUUUUUUUCAGUUUCUUUUAGAAAAAAGGCCACUAUUGUAGAGGAAUGCUUCAACAUAAAACUGACACAGACCAAAAUUAGACAUACUGUUGUAACUUCAAGUAGAACAGUUUCUCUCAACCUGGGUUCCUCAGAUGUUUUUGGCCUUCAACUCCCAGGAAUCCUAACCACUGCUAAACUGGCUGGGAUUUCUGGGAGUUGUAGGCCAAAAACAUCUUGGGCCGCAGGUUGAGAACCACUGAAUUAGAUCCUUCCCAGUAAUCACUGAAGCACUGCUAAGACAAUGGGCAAAUCACAAGCUGUCAAAUUGUAUUAAGAAUAAAAUGAGCAAAUGGGAAAAUUGGGCAUGAACAUUCCAAAAUUAAGGACUUUUAUGCCACAUGGAUGUCAAGUGGACAAAUAAGUAUGUACUGAAUUUUCUUUCUUUCAGUUGGUCAUAUAUUUUGUUAAUUUGUUCAGUGGGAUCCAGAUUUUUGUCUACAGUGAAGUAAACCUGUCUAGGAAAUGAUUAGAUCUAGACUUAGUUUAUGGAGUAUGACAUGUGGCUGUACGAACUGUCAUUGUUGCAUAACAUCAACAUUUAUGUAACAUUCAGUCUUGGUUCAAGCUCAAAAAGAAAAACCUUAAUCAAAUGAGAAGCAGCAAAUUUGUAAUUUGUGUAAUAGUGUGGAAAGCUUAUUUCUAGGAUAAUUUGAUGAAUGAGGAUGCUAGUUGAUAAGAAAAAGAAUGCAAGCCUUACACUGAAUAACAUGAACACAUUUGAUCAUCUUCUCCAUUUUCUGAAUUAUUGUGUACUUUUCAAAAUGUUGCCAAUGAUGUGAUAUCUGAUCUACUUAAGAUGCAAAGACACGCUACCAGCUAGCAAACUUUCCUUAAUGGUGUGACGUUAUAUUAAAUGAUGAGGUUCAUAUUGUUCUAUUUUAUACACUCAUAUCGCUACUGAAUCCACUGUUGGGUAUAUGUCAGUAUAAUAAUAAUCCAGUGUGGCAAAAACUUUUAAUUUGCAUUGUUCUUAUAUCUUAGGGGGGUUCUUGUGUAAAUCAAGAGCACAAUUUCAGUCUUCACUUUAUUUAUAAUUAAAUUUUGCAAGCUUUUUUUAGAAAUGUUGGAUAGCAUUUAUUUAUUUUAUAAUUUAUUUUAUAAAUAGCCAGUCUCCUCGAUUAUACCCUACCAAACUGCAGGUAGACAAAGGGUCAGAUAGUGGACAACAAAGGUCCUUGAUCAUUGAAGGGAUAUGUGGCAGGGAAAGGAGCAGGCUGGAACCUUUUUCUGUGCCACCUAGAUUUUUCUAUGCAGGAAAAUGCUUACAUGGUGAUAUCUAGCACAUCAUAUGACAUUGGCAAAGGGCCACCCUGGGUGUGUACCUUCAUGAAAUGCUAGUUGUUCAACAAAUACUUAAGCUGAAAGUGUAUAAACAAUGUACCUCAGAGAAAACUCCCACACCUGAAAUCAGCACAGGUUCAAAAUCCACCACUGAUUUUUCAGUAGUGAUAGUUUGAACUAUCCUGUAUGGCAUCAUUGAAUAAACAUAUAUACCAACCAAUUGCAUUAACUUUUAUGGUGGAUGUGUUAGGCGAUUCAGCCAAAUUUUUGGUGAGAAUCCGAGAUUGGGCCACAUAGGUUUCAGAUAAUGAUCUUUGCUUCAUAAUUCUAGUCCACCAAAUUUUAACAGCUUACAGAACAGUUUGCUUUCAAUUUGAACCAUUACAUCUGCCUGCACAAGAUGAUUUAUACAUGUAUUUUGCUGAAACAGCUGCAUUUGCACUGGUUGAGUGGUAAAUAAAGAGUUCUUUGUGUGGGGUUCUAUGGUGUUAGCAGUAAACAGUUUUAUACUUGUCAGUGUAUUUUAAUAAGUGAUUUCCCCCCUUUCCCUAUUGGGUAGAGCAUUUUAGAAUCAGUUUUGAUGAUGUACAUUGAAAUCCACCUCAGCGUACAUGUUCUUCCAGCCCCUGAGAUCUGUUUGGUUCUUACAUUAUUGUGGAUCAUACCUCUUCCUGUCAAACUGCUGUUAAUGUGAUGUUGUACAGUACUUGAUUUGGGGAGGGGGGGGGGUGAGAGGAGCUACGUUGCGAUUAAAUAUAUUAGUUACUUUAUGACUGCCUGCAUGCUUUCUUUCAGAUAUUUUCUACUUUGUUCUUGAAAGCUUUAAAAAUAAAUAAAACCUUUUUCCAUAGUA
Messenger RNA from Anolis carolinensis (green anole), 6357 nucleotides. RefSeq names its product VOPP1 WW domain binding protein (gene vopp1). NCBI's taxonomy places the organism in Eukaryota, Metazoa, Chordata, Lepidosauria, Squamata, Anolidae. The transcript is spliced from 5 exons. Gene Ontology annotation, cellular component: cytoplasmic vesicle membrane. The record is from RefSeq and is a predicted model, not a curated record. The coding region runs from base 214 to 723 and encodes 169 amino acids.